AUGGUUCUGGAUCCGCCACUGAUAGUGGUUGGAGAUGUUGCUAACGUCAGGCCUACUAUUCAACAACCAAGAAAGGAUGCAAAUAUCAUAAAAGUGAUAGAGAGUGCUGACAGAGAGCGAAAGGUUCAGAUUAGGGGUGGAGGGUUCUCGUUUAUAAAUAUAAACCUAAAGGAGACGUGGUCAUCCUCCACUGCUACACUUGUUUACUCUCUUGAGCGGCACUCGGAAUCAGGAAACCCUUUUGCUUUGCUUGCUAUGGCUCGUCGUGAGGAUCGUUCUCUUCCCAAAGACUCAUAUUGUACCAUCGAGUUUGACGGUGCUUCAAGAGGAAACCCAGGAAGAGCUGGUGCAGGAGCCGUUCUCCGUGCUCCAGAUAACACUGUGAUAUACUCUUCUCGCGAGGGUUUGGGGGUUGCUACAAACAACGUUGCUGAGUAUCGAGCUCUCAAUCUUGGCCUCGAGUCUGCUCUUAACCAAGGCUUUACAAAUGUGCGCGUCCAGGGUGAUUCACAGCUCGUCUGUAAGCAGGUUCGAGGUGAAUGGGCAACCCGAGACCCGAAAAUGACUCAGCUUUGUGGACAAGCACAGGAGCUUAUGAGUCAGUUUAACUCAUGCGAUGUUCAACACGUUCCCAGGGAAUUCAAUUCAGCGGCCGAUGCUCAAGCUAACCGUGCGACCAAUCUGGCAGAGGGUGAAUAUCAGCAAGAUAAUGCAGGCGGCCGCCAUGGAAGAAGGGGAUACUAAUAUCGAAUAUGCAUAUUCCUGUUUUCUUGUUUUUGGGAUCAUGUCUUUUUUUAGCAUGUGCUAUGUGUUAACAUGAACACGAUGCUCUUCUCUCUCUCUCUCUCUUUUGCUUUGUCCCACGGCAUGUUGACUUCCCAAGAACAUGUCUAUGUCGUCUAGUACUUUAUUCUAUUCAAUAAUUUUCCAAAUAUAA
Messenger RNA from Raphanus sativus (radish), 937 nucleotides. RefSeq lists its product as uncharacterized. Bases 1 to 744 code for a protein of 247 amino acids. Gene Ontology annotation, molecular function: RNA-DNA hybrid ribonuclease activity; nucleic acid binding. The transcript has 8 exons. Lineage: Eukaryota; Viridiplantae; Streptophyta; Magnoliopsida; Brassicales; Brassicaceae. The record is from RefSeq and is a predicted model, not a curated record.